Molecule: messenger RNA, 1292 nt
Organism: Asparagus officinalis (garden asparagus)
Lineage: Eukaryota; Viridiplantae; Streptophyta; Magnoliopsida; Asparagales; Asparagaceae
Product: peroxisomal 2,4-dienoyl-CoA reductase-like
Exons: 5
Coding region: 98-991 (297 amino acids)
Biological process (GO): fatty acid catabolic process
Molecular function (GO): 2,4-dienoyl-CoA reductase (NADPH) activity
Source: RefSeq, a predicted model, not a curated record
GUGGUCUAUACUCGAUGUAAAUUUAUAUACUGAUAGACUCCCUUCAAACUUCAAAAGUAAACAAGAAAAAAAAAAAAGAAAAAAAAAAAAGAGAGAAAUGAAAAUGUCGGAGUCUCCGUUCAAAGGCGAUAUACUCAAAGGGAAGGUCGCCCUUAUAACGGGUGGCGGGUCGGGCAUUGGGUUCGAGAUCUCGGCCCAGUUUGGCAUACAUGGCGCCUCCGUUGCUAUCAUGGGCCGCCGGCGCCAGGUGCUAGAUUUCGGCGUCUCCGAACUUCGUUCAAAGGGAAUUCAGGCUAUUGGGCUUGAAGGUGACGUCCGGAAAAGAGAAGAUGCAGCCAGAGUUGUGGAAACAACUGUUAAACAUUUUGGGAAGCUUGAUAUUCUUGUUAAUGGGGCUGCAGGAAAUUUUCUUGCAUCACCGGAGAAUUUAUCACCAAAUGGCUUUCGAACAGUUAUUGAGAUUGAUUCUGUUGGCACAUUCACAAUGUGCCAUGAAGCCUUAAAAUAUCUGAAAGCGAUGCCAGAGAAAGGUCUAUCUACAGGCGGAUUUGUACUGAACAUAAGUGCAAAUUUGCAUUAUACCGCAUCGUGGUAUCAGAUUCAUGUCUCAGCUGCCAAGGCAGCAGUUGAUAGCAUCACAAGGUCUUUGGCUCUUGAGUGGGGAACCGAUUAUAAUAUUAGGGUAAAUGGAAUUGCGCCAGGGCCAAUUGAAGGGACACCCGGAUUUCAAAAACUGGCUCCAGAGGAGAUGAAGAGUAAAGCGAAAGAGUACAUGCCUCUGUAUAGAACAGGAGAGAGAUGGGAUAUUGCUAUGGCUGCACUCUAUCUGGCUUCCGAUGCAGGAAAAUAUAUUAAUGGAUGCACUAUGAUUGUUGAUGGAGGUUUCUGGCUGAGUCGCCCUCGUUACAUUCCAAAGGAAGAUGUCAAAGAACUGUCUCGUGUAGUUGAGAAGAAGUCCAGGAUGGUUGGCCUUCCAUCAAGCAAGCUAUGAUCUUAUUAUUCUCUCGACCGUAAUAGAAUCGUUCUAAUUUGAAGUUACAACCUGUUUUGUUUUACAUUUAGAUAGGGUUAAUUACAGAAAACCUCCUUAUAGAUUGCAUUAGUGAAGAAAAACUCCUUUCAAGAAAAAAUUAUGGUCAUACAAUAUGACUUUUGCGUGUAGUCCUGCAUUCAUGAUUAUUGUAUUAAAAUUUAAUGAUUACAUCAAAACGAUGAUUGUUUGACUGGAAACUGAAGAUCAGGGAGAUUAAAGUGUCACUAUAAUACCUCACGGGGAUUCUUUGUCCUUUCUA